AUGAGAAGUUUUGUGUCAGGAACAGUCACAGCGUUGGUCGAGAUCUCUGGUUCUAGAAAGGCCAGGAAGGUCUUGCGUCAAUGCGAGAUGGUGCGAGAAUCAUUUUACAACACCGUGUCUAUGAUCUUGACUCAUUUUCAAUAUUCUCCGCAAUCUGAGACCGAGCCCGAACUUCCUUCUGAAGAGUAUAUCAAGAGAGGUUUUGUGAAAGCAUUUAAACACCUCAAGGAUAUCUCGAGAGAGAACACAGAAAUCGAAAUUGCGAGUGUUCGCAUAGUACUCGUCCCAGACUUUUUCGAUCUCCGCAUUCGAAUGCUUGUAAACGAUGCAGCUGAGGCAGCCGGAGUGAGUCCGAAUGGUGUCAUGAUCACAAGUCCACAAGAUAUGAUCAAGGUUUAUCCGGGAUGUCUGGAUGACGAAAUCACCAAAAUGCCCAUAUUAGAUCCGGUACGGACGGAGGAAACAGUUAUGAUAGUGGACUACGGAAUGACGUAUCUUCAUCUUCACACACAGAGCAAAAGGUGUCAAAUGAAAAUUGCUUUGGAUUCAUACAGCUGCUCUCGCGUUGCAAUUCUCCUCUUCUACAGGGUUAUGUCCCUUGGUGGGCCUUUGAGCAGACAAAUUGAGCAGGGAGCAUCAAAACCCCAACUGUUUGAAGCUCUUUGGCGAGCUAAAUUUGCAAUGGAACAGACGACCGAGACUUCUUGGGUUGCUGACAGUCAAGAUCAUUAUGAAGAAUGGCCACUUGAUCUCCAAAACUGGUGGAUUGACGAAGAGGAGGGUGCUGUUCUGCGCCGGGAAGAUAUGCAAGCCAUUGAAGAUGAAUACAUUGAUGAGUUGGCGGAAUACUUGGACCAGGCUUUGGAUUGCCUACAAGGUGAGGGAAAGUCCAGAUCUUUCUUGUUUUACGGAAUGAGAGAAGAAGAGGAAUAA
This is a messenger RNA of Penicillium verhagenii, 933 nucleotides long. RefSeq lists its product as uncharacterized. Bases 1 to 933 code for a protein of 310 amino acids. The record is from RefSeq and is a predicted model, not a curated record. The transcript has a single exon. NCBI's taxonomy places the organism in Eukaryota, Fungi, Ascomycota, Eurotiomycetes, Eurotiales, Aspergillaceae.